GGGACAUGUUGACUAAAACGGGUGGGAGUUAAGAUAGAGCGCUGACCGGGACGUUAAUAAGCGGCUAGCAGCGAGUUUGCUGUGUUAGACUUAUUUUUAAUGUUUUUGGCGUGUUUGUAGUUCAGAAUCAUGCCCGUUCAGGUUGACAUUCCGACGUUGUCGGAUCUGAGCGUCGAGGAGGUAAACGUCUCGUCAGCCGUCCUGAAGGCUGCUGCACAUCACUACGGCUCACAGUGCGACAAACCCAACAAGGAGUUCAUGCUGUGUAGGUGGGAAGAGAAGGACCCUAGGAAGUGUCUGAACGAAGGGAGGAAAGUCAACGAGUGCGCAAUUAAUUUCUUCAGGCAGAUCAAGGGGAACUGUGCCGAGUCGUUCACCGAGUACUGGACCUGUCUGGACUACACAAACCUGACCGAGCUCCGUCACUGCCGCAAGCAGCAGAAAGAGUUCGAUAACUGUGUGUUGGAGAAGCUGGGCUGGGAGAGACCAGAACUGGGAGACCUGUCCAAGGUGACUAAGGUGGCGACGUCCCGGCCCGUCCCCGAGAACCCGUACCACUCGAGACCCAGACCCGAGCCCAACCCUGUGAUGGACGCCCCGCUGGAGCCGGCCAAGCACGGCAGCCGCCUGUUUUUCUGGAGCUGGUGAAGAGCGGUUUAAUUUUCCCCACCGAAGUCCCCAUCGCUCCUCACAGACAUUUCCAGACCCAGACAGAUGGACAAUAGCAGAACAGCUUCUCCACCCUCAGCAUUGCUCUGCUGUCCUACAUGUAGAGGUGUAUUACAUAAACACAGUUAUUCAUGUGUUGUGGAUUAAAUAAGUUUCAUUCAA
Messenger RNA from Tachysurus fulvidraco (yellow catfish), 831 nucleotides. RefSeq names its product NADH:ubiquinone oxidoreductase subunit A8 (gene ndufa8). The record is from RefSeq and is a predicted model, not a curated record. Lineage: Eukaryota; Metazoa; Chordata; Actinopteri; Siluriformes; Bagridae. Gene Ontology annotation, biological process: mitochondrial electron transport, NADH to ubiquinone. The coding region runs from base 130 to 648 and encodes 172 amino acids. The transcript has 4 exons.